CCCGGCCCCCGCCGUCUCGCGGGCCGCUCAGGAGUUCGCGGGGGGGGGGGGAGCGAGGGCCGAAGCCUGGCGCGGGCUCGGCUGUAAAGGAGCGGCGCCGUUCAACCGCCGUCCGAUCCGAUGGGGCAGGGCUGAGGCAGCACCAUUGGACACCUGAGAGCAGGAGGAAGGGCGGGGAGGGGGUUUGGCGAUGGGGACGUGGCUCGGACUCUCCUGGCUGAGGCGAUGCCAAUCGUCCGUCGGCGGAGCCGGGGGAAGGAGGAGGAGGAGGCGGCGAGGGGCAAAUACAGCGGCCAUCAAUAUUAAAAAAGACAAGUUGGUAACCUUAAAUGAUUCUUGAAAUGAGCUAUGUAGAAAUCACUGGUACUGUCAAUUAUCUACAUAAGAAGAAGCAACCAUAUCAAGGGGGAAAGAGAUUAGGAUAUUCUUCAGUUCAGUUCAACCUUUCAGUGUUAAAAGAUGUUAACUGGUGUUAUGUUUUGGACCAAAACCAGGCAAAGAAAGAAGGUAUUUCUAAUGCAAAGGAAUUCAAAUGUGAACAAAGAAGAACCUAAUCUAGUUUAUUCUCAUGUUUGCCAAAAUUUGAAUUCAUAUUUAAUUCAGAGGUCCUACAGUGUGUUAUAGAGAAACACUCAUUAAGUGAUCUUACUGUAUGCAUAAUUGAAAUGCAAAAGACUUAUGACAGAAAGUUUGGCAUAUUUUCUAAGUGGCAUUCCACAGCCUGUAAUAAAAACUGGACAAUGAGUAUAACUGGAUUUAUUUCACUAUGGGUACUGGCCUUACUGCUUUGCUGCCAACUAAUAACCCAUGCAGAACAUGAGGACAUAGUGAAACAUGCAAUAAAGCUACAUCGGGGAAGGGGAGUUGCUAUUACUCAAAAGAAACAGUGGCUUAUAGAAAACUGCAGAAAAUUAUCUGGACUUUUACAUCAGAAAAAUGUGGUUCUCAACAAACUGAAAAGCGCAAUAAGAGCAGUGGAAAAGGAUUCAGGAUUGUCAUUGGAAGAGAGGACUUUUCAGGUUCACACAUUUGAAAUUUUUCAAAAAGAACUAAAUGAAAGCGAAAAUUCAGUCUUUCAAGCAAUCUAUGGACUGCAAAGAGCUCUGCAAGGUGAUUAUAAAGAUGUUGUAAACAUGAAGGAAAGUAGUCAUCAGCGGCUGGAAGCUUUGAGAGAGGCCGCAAUAAAGGAGGAAACAGAAUAUGUUGAACUUUUAGCAGCAGAGAAGCAUCAAGCUGAAGCCCUGAAAAACAUGCAGCAUCAAAAUAAAAGCCUGUCUAUUCUUGAUGAGAUUCUUGAAGAUGUAAGAAAAGCAGCUGAUAGACUAGAAGAGGAAAUAGGAGAACAUGCCUUUGAUGACAACAAGUCAGUGAGAGGAGUUAAUUUUGAAGCCGUUUUAAGAGUGGAAGAGGAUGAAGCGGAUAGCAAAAGAAAUAUUUCAAAAAGGGAAGUAGAAGAUGAUUUGGGUUUAAGUAUGCUUAUUGAUUCACAAAACAAUCAGUACAUUCUUACAAAGCCGAGAGACUCAACCAUUCCACGUGCUGACCAUCAUUUUAUAAAGGAUAUUGUGACAAUAGGAAUGCUGUCUUUGCCUUGUGGUUGGCUAUGCACAACCAUAGGAUUGCCAACAAUGUUUGGCUAUAUUAUCUGUGGAGUACUUUUGGGGCCAUCAGGUUUAAACAGUAUAAAGUCAAUUGUGCAGGUAGAGACAUUGGGAGAAUUCGGUGUAUUCUUCACACUGUUCCUGGUUGGUCUGGAAUUUUCUCCUGAAAGGCUAAGAAAGGUAUGGAAAAUAUCUUUGCAAGGACCUUGCUACAUGACGCUCCUGAUGAUUACAUUUGGCUUACUCUGGGGGCAUUUGCUACAAAUCAGAGCAACUCAGUGUGUUUUCAUUGCUACUUGUUUAUCAUUAUCAAGCACACCAUUGGUAUCUAGAUUCCUUGCAGGGAGUGCUCGCGGAGAUAAAGAAGGUGAAAUUGAUUAUAGCAGUGUUCUCCUUGCAAUGUUGGUGAUGCAGGAUGUACAGCUUGGUUUAUUCAUAGCGGUCAUGCCAACUUUUAUUCAAGCCGGAUUUGGCACACAUUCCAGCAUUAUCAAAGAAAUGCUAAGAAUAUUGAUGCUGAUUGGACAAAUCCUCUUCUCCCUGGCUGCUGUCCUACUUAUAUGUCUUGUUUUAAAGACUUACCUGAUAGGACCCUACUACCGCAAGUUGCAUAUAGAAAGCAAAGGAAACAAAGAAAUUCUAGUUCUAGGGAUAUCUGCCUUUAUGUUUCUUCUGUUAAUGCUCACAGAGCUAUUGGAUGUUUCAAUGGAAUUGGGAUGUUUCCUGGCAGGAGCACUUAUUUCUUCUCAGGGUCACAUGGUUACUGAGGAGGUUAUAUCCUGUAUUGAACCAAUACGUGACUUUCUUGCUAUCAUAUUCUUUGCAUCUAUAGGUCUUCAUGUAUUUCCCACUUUUGUAAUUUAUGAACUCACUGUCCUGCUGUUUCUUACACUUUCAGUGGUGAUAAUGAAGUUUUUCCUGGCAGUACUUGUUCUUUCUAUGAUUCUUCCAAAGAACAGUCAGUAUAUCAAAUGGAUUGUAUCAGCAGGCUUGGCUCAAGUCAGUGAGUUUUCCUUUGUCCUGGGAAGUAGAGCACGCAGAGCUGGUAUAAUUUCUCGAGAGGUCUACCUCCUUAUACUGAGUGUGACUACUCUAAGUCAGUUGCUUGCACCAGCACUGUGGAGAGCUGCAAUUAUGAAAUGUGUACCAAGAUCUGAAAGACGAUUAUAUCCCUGAAAAUCUUUAGUUCACGUGCUUCAGAGAAGGAAGCCUCUUUAGAUAAUACAUUUCAUAUAUGUAUAUUUAGCUUACUACAAGCCUUAUACUGGUUUCAGUUUAUGAAACAAAAAUGUAACAUUUUUCAUAAUACAUUUUGAUUUUUAGAAUACUGAAUAUCUGUUAAAUAGAUUUUUUUCCAAAAUUUGGUUUUUUUUUUUAAAUCUAUGAAUCCAAUAAUUAAUGUGCCUUUUAAAGGAUUAUUUUCCAGUCCAUGCAGCAAAUUAAUAAUUAUAGUGCCUAUGGUACUGUUAAAGAAAACCACCCAAUUAGUCAAACAUUGGUCACAAAAGUUUUUUUCAAAGCAAUUAAGUUUUUCAUUCAAAUAUAGGUUUUAAAACUAUUCUGAUAACUGUAAAUUAUAUUCCUAAGAAUAUCUCACUGCAUUAUUUUUAAAAACAAUUGCCUGUAAUAGUGAUUUAUUAUUAUAAUGAUUUGUGGUCUGAAACAUGGUUAAUAGUGAUCAGAAAAACUCCUAGUAUGACUACCAACAUCUUUUUUUACUGAGAACUGUUAAUUAAAAGUAUUCUUGGGGGAUAUUUGUUUGUAGUUCUAUUCAUUGGAUGUAUAGCAGAAUUAGAAUUUGCUGUCACGAACUGGCCUUUCUGUGUAAAUAAAUGAUUAACUACUACGCAUUUUCUUAAAAUGAAGAAAAAUAUCCUUAAAUUAUAUUGCUCCAUAAUAUACUGCAGUGUUACUUAUUAGAAAUAAAUGCACUGGUUAUUCACUGAA
Molecule: messenger RNA, 3548 nt
Organism: Thamnophis elegans (Western terrestrial garter snake)
Lineage: Eukaryota; Metazoa; Chordata; Lepidosauria; Squamata; Natricidae
Gene: SLC9D1
Product: transmembrane and coiled-coil domains 3
Exons: 14
Coding region: 666-2777 (703 amino acids)
Biological process (GO): proton transmembrane transport; potassium ion transmembrane transport
Cellular component (GO): membrane
Molecular function (GO): potassium:proton antiporter activity
Source: RefSeq, a predicted model, not a curated record